CGUCACCUCUGCUCGACACAUCUUUGUCAGUGAACAAAAUGGCGACCUACUGUCUCACCGUUGCACGGCUCCAGGUAAGUGACAGUUUUCCACAAAUUGUAUCGUGUUUAUGUGCCAUCUAUGUGUGAGAAGUCACCCUCAAAUACAAUGAAAGCAGUUUGGAUGUGGAACUGAUGUCUAGAUUUGAUGUUUGUCUGAAAGACUACGAUCAAAUUAUUGUCGGCCAUCCAGGUCAUCGUGUCCUGAGACGUACGUUAGCUUCGUCAUGAGCUCAAGUUAGUCAUUGCCACACAAAUGGUUAUUUAAAGCCACUUGUAAUAUGUAAAAUUUGAAUAAUAUGCCCAAAUGUAAGAUGUCAUCGCUCUAUAUAUUAUUUCAACCGAGGACACGUUUAUUGAUUGCAAGGUUAACGGAAGGUUAGGGUGCAGAACAACCACACAGGGCGCUGGCAAGCACGACGCAGUCUGGCCAGUGACCAAAACAACAUCGUUAGUGAGUGACAGCACCUCCUUGGUGACACGGAAAGUCAAAAUACCAGUUUAUUGAUGUAUGUCUCGCUGUUGUAGUCAGGGAUUUUCAUUGUAGCACCCAUUUAGCGCUGAUUAUUGACUAAACAUUGGAAUUUGCCAGAUCAUUUUCUGCCUGCUAUUUGCCACUGGUAUUCAUUCGCAAAUGCUUAAGUUGUUUGUUUACCCCACAUUGUGCCAAUGAUAUGAUCUCAUCCACUUCCAGACAAUGAAAGGCCUUAGUCAUACUGCUCCCAACUAGAGGCAGAGCUGUUUCACCUUGAACUAGAAUGAGUCUUUAUGUGCUCAACAAGAGUCUUUCAGUUUUUACUAACAUUUGUACUUGACCUUUUCCCACCUUACUAGCUCAGACUUUGCUGAUAGCUACUUUAUUGAGGAAAAAUGUACUUACUGUGAUUUUUGGUUGUCCCACCUAGCUACGGUGCAUUCUGAAAGUAUUCAGAUGCCUUGACUUUUUCCACAUUUUAUGUUACAACUUUAUUCUGAUCUGCUAAGUCUAAGGCGCUCUUUCAUCUAAGUUGACUACUCAUGGGCUACAGAACUGCACCCAAAGUCCUAUCUAAAUCUAGGCCCAAAUUAUUUUGAUGUAUGUUUUUUUUUUAUGUUGAAUUAACUCUGUCGUCAGCUUGCCUUUUUUUUAUGUUGAAUUAACUCUGUCGUCAGCUUGCCUUGGGCCAGGGUGUGCGGCGCCUGCACGUGUCUGCAGCCUUCAAUGCCAAGGCCAAAGUGUCAAUGAGCCGCUUUGAGCCCAGCAACUACGUCAGCUAUGAGAAGCUCAAUGAGAACGUCAACAUCGUGCGCAAGAGGUCAGUCUACCCCUCCACCGUUUACAUUAGCACGUGUCCCUGUUUCACUCCAUUCUUACAGUGAGAUGGCCUACAGGCCAGGGUGCCAGUCUGUUUCUGACUUAGCCAACUUUGUUGUCUUGCCAAGGCAAUGAUGGGACUAUUACCCAGGCCUUUUCUGUUCAGUGUCAGCUGUACAAUUAGAGCUAUUUGUAGCCCUUUACAGUAACUCAACACAUUCUCUGCCCUCCUCCCUUCCAGACUCAACCGUCCCCUCACUCUCUCGGAGAAGAUCGUCUACGGCCAUCUGGAUGACCCUGUGGGGCAGGACAUCGCCAGGGGCCGUACGUACCUGCGUCUGCGGCCGGACCGCGUGGCCAUGCAGGAUGCCACGGCCCAGAUGGCCAUGCUGCAGUUCAUUAGCAGCGGCCUACCUCGUGUGGCUGUGCCCUCCACUAUCCACUGUGAUCAUCUGAUCGAGGCCCAGAUCGGAGGAGCCAAGGACCUGGCGAGGGCGAAGGUGAGGGGUCUGGGAAGGGGAUGGAUGCAGGAUAAGGUCGUCAGGCCUCGGGGCUGGAGGCAGGACUAGGGAAUAAAGUACUGGUAAUAAUAUUUUGCAGUUUCUCUUCGUUCUCUUGGUUCUUAGGACAUUAAUGCAGAGGUAUAUAACUUCCUGGCCAGUGCUGGAGCCAAGUAUGGAGUGGGCUUCUGGAAACCAGGCUCUGGCAUCAUCCAUCAGGUACAGUAACAAGGCUACUCUGAAAUGACACUGAAGGCACAUGUUUCCCCAGUGUUGAUUGCUGGCAAUGCACUCACUUGAUAAUAGACAAGAUGUCCUUAUAGAAUUAAGUUCCUCUAAAUUGUUAUGAAUUUCAUUAUACAUUCACAUAAGAUAUUGCACAUUUAUAAUGAAGAGCAGAGCUAUCUGUUUGCAGUGGUAAGUACCAUAACUGACACUCUCUUAUCUCACCCAUUCAGAUCAUCCUGGAGAACUAUGCCUACCCAGGGGUGUUGCUGAUUGGCACAGACUCUCACACACCCAAUGGUGGUGGACUGGGCUCCAUCUGCAUUGGAGUGGGAGGGGCUGAUGCUGUUGACGUCAUGGCUGGCAUCCCCUGGGAGCUCAAAUGUCCCAAGGUAAGUGCGAAUUCCAGUUUAAAUUGGACAUUCCUUUUUUCCCCAGUCCCAGUACUAUAUUACAGUAUGAUACUACAUAAACCUCACUAAAUCAUGUUCUCCUCCUGUCCCCCUGUCAGGUGAUUGGGGUGAAGCUGACAGGCAAGCUGUCAGGGUGGACGUCCCCCAAGGAUGUGAUCCUGAAGGUGGCUGGGAUUCUGACCGUGAAGGGGGGUACUGGCGCCAUUGUGGAGUACCAUGGACCUGGAGUGGACUCAAUCUCCUGCACAGGUCAGAGAGGGGGAGAGAGAACUGGGUUACUACUGUCCUCUACUGCACACUGUAUUACUGGCAUCAUCUAACUAGGAUGGUUACCAGCUGACCACCACUGCUCUUUGGUCUAAUAUACUUAUGUUUUUCUGUGUAUGGUGUGAGGAGCACAAUCAUCAAUCGGCAGAGUUUACUAUCAAGCAAUGUUGUAGGAUAUUUUGUGUUUGUAGGAAUGCCCAUAGAAACCCACAGCAUAUUGUGUGUUUUAGGAAUGGCCACUAUCUGCAACAUGGGGGCUGAGAUUGGAGCCACCACCUCUGUGUUCCCCUAUAACCACCGCAUGAAGACAUACCUGGAGAAGACUGGCCGUGGAGGUCAGUCAGUUCAUGUCAUCACACAAGUAUGUCUGUGUGCGUGAUAUGCAAUGAUCUGUCAGGUGAUGUGCUGAAUAUGUUUGUGGGAAGUUCUGGGAUUGCGUCCCAAAUGGCACCCUAUAUAGUGGACUAUAAAGGGAAUAGGGUGCCAUUUGGGACGCAUCCUGGAAGGUUUGUCAUUUCCUUAUAAGAGAUGCUUGAUCCAUUUAUCCGACCCCGUUGCCCUCGCUCUCCUCUCAGACAUUGCUGCCCUGGCUGACGAUUAUGCUGACCUGCUGGUUCCUGACACGGGCUGUGAGUAUGACUCGAUCGUCGAGCUCAACCUGGAUGAGGUGAGUCCCCUGCUCUUUCUAAUAAUAAUAAUAAUAAUAAUAAUAAUCAUAAUCUUUCUCACACACACAAAUCCAACCUGACCCGCGCUAUCUUUCUUUGUCCUUCCUAGCUGAAGCCCCACAUCAAUGGGCCCUUCACCCCUGACCUGGCCCACCCCAUGGCAGACAUUGGGGCCACGGCAGCGAAGAAUGGCUGGCCCCUGGAGGUCAAAGUGGGUCAGUGCAGUCUUCAGAUCCUUUUGACCUCACAGCUGGCCACUGUGUCUCACCACCAUGCGUCUCUGUUUAGACCUUAAAUGACUAACUGUGAUGUUACUAUAUUAUUACUAGAUAUACUUUUUCUGGCUUUAGCCUUAAACACUGAUGUAUAGCUGUUCUAUUGAAUAUGAGAAAGUAGACAUGCAGUGGGUGGCUGCUUAAUCUGUCCCCUCCCCUCAGGUCUGAUUGGCAGCUGCACCAACUCCAGUUAUGAGGAUAUGGGCCGCUCUGCCUCCGUGGCCAAACAGGCCCUGGACAAAGGGCUGAAGUGCAAGGCCGCAUUCACCAUCACUCCCGGGUCUGAACAGAUCCGCGCCACUAUCGAGAGAGACGGAUAUGUGAGUCCCUGGCACCGGUAGAUGGAUAGGGGAAGGGGAUAUGACCAGGGUUCGAACUACUGGGGUGUCUGGUCUGCUGAUCACGCCACACAACAAAUCAGGGCAACAGGAUAACCAUUGUAAAAUAUUGUUGACAUCCUCCUAAGCAUCAAGGACAUUAACAUUGGCCCAGCUCUCUAUUUUAAGGGCAUCACAAGUAGCCAGUUUGUAAUUGGAGCUCUGGAUGUUGAGAUCCUCAGCAGGAAUACUACUGCUGUGUCCUGGGCUCCUCCCAGCUGGCCUACUGCUGGCUCCUCCCAGCUGGCCUACUGCUGGCUCCUCCUAACUGAAGAUGUAUGUAUGUAUGUUGUUCUGUAGUCCAAGAUCCUCGGUGAUGUUGGUGGAAUGGUCCUGGCCAAUGCCUGUGGACCCUGCAUUGGACAGUGGGACAGGUAAUAGUCAGUUGACUUACUCAUUCGUGUUCAUUCUGUUGAUAUUCACUUGAACUUGAAAGACUUCGAUUAAAAAUGUCUUAAGAUAUUGCCUGCGUAUCAAAUGUCACCCUACUCCCUAUGUAGUGCACUGCUUUUGACAAUGGCCCAUAGUGCACUAUAUAUGGAGUAGGGUGUUAUUUGGGGAACACAGUGUUAAGUCGAUGUUUCUGUUCAGGCGUGAUGUGAAGAAAGGAGAGAAGAACACUAUCGUCACGUCUUACAACAGGAACUUCACCGCUAGGAACGAUGCCAACCCAGCCACACACGCCUUCGUCGCCUCCCCUGAGGUACUGUUAAGACUGAAUAUACACACACAAGGGUUUCCGUUAAGGAAAUGUGGCGCAGGACAUUUCACCGGCAGCAUUUUUAAUUUAACGGACAUUUGAGAAAUUUACCAGACCCAUAUGCGUUGGGAGCGUAACCUGAUUAGGGCGUCCGUUCACGGUGCUCAGAAUGACAGAAAUCACAUUAAGAUUAUGGUUAUUUAUCUUUGCAGAACAUGCAACUUGAGGACGCAAGGGCAUGCGUCCUUCUUACCGAAUUCCGAUGCGCACUUUGAAGAUGUUAGAAUAACUUUUUACUUUUCCUCAGCCAAAAUGACGGGUAAAAAAGACUAUUAAAGAACUGCAAAAUCACUAGCCUAUGUCAUUCCCCCGUAGUAGGAAAGUUUACAUAUUCUAUUGGUGUGAGAAAGAAAUAGCUUAUUCCAAACACUCUGGGACAUUUGUGGGAUGAUACAGUGCAUUGGGAAAGUAUUCAGACCCCUUGACUUUUUCCACAUUUUGUUACAUUACAGCCAUAUUCUAAAAUGAUUACUUUUUUUUUUCUCAAGCUACACACUACCCCAUAAUGACAAAGCAAAAAAAAAAAAUUCUUUUAUUUUUUUAAACCAUCACGUUUACAUAAGUAUUCAGACCAUUUACUCAGUACAUUGUUGAAGCACCUUUGGCAGCAAUUACAGCAUCAAGUCUUCUUGGGAAUGACGCUACAAGCUUGGCACACCUGUAUUUGGGGAGUUUCACCCAUUCGUCUCUGCAGAUCCUCUCAAGCUCUGUCAGGCUGGAUGGGGAGCGUCACUGCACAGCUAUUUUCAGGUCUCUCCAGAGAUGUUCAAGUCCGGGCUCUGGCUGGGCCACUCAAGGACAUUCAGAGACUUGUCCUGAAGCCACUCCUGCGUUGGCUUGGCUGUAUGCUUAGGGUCGUUGUCCUAUUGGAAGGUGAACCUUCGCCUCCAGUCUGAGGUCCUGAGCGCUCUGGAGCAGGAUUUUAUCAGGAUCUCUCUGUACUUUGCUCCGUUCAUCUUUGCCUCUAUCCAGACUAGUCUCCCCGUCCCUGCUGCUGAAAAACAUCCCCACAGCAUGAUGCUGCCACCACCAUGCUUCACUGUAGGGAUGGUGCCAGUUUUUCUCCAGACGUGACGCUUGGCGUUCAGGCCAAAGAGUUCAAUCUUGGUUUCAUCACACCAGAGAAUCUUGUUUCUCAUGGUCAGUCCUUUAGGCAAACUCUAAGCGGGCUGUCAUGUGGCUUCCGUCUGCCCACUUUACCAUAAAGGCCUGACUGGUGGAGUGCUGCAGAGAUGGUUGUCCUUCUGGAAGGUUCUCCCAUCUCCACAGAGGAACUCUGGAGCUCUGUCAGUGACCAUCGGGUUCUUGGUCACCUCCCCCGAUUGCUCAGUUUGGCCGAGCGGCCAGCUCUAGGAAGAGUCUUGGUGGUUCCAAACAUCUUCCAUUCAAGAAUGAUGGAGGCCACUGUUCUUAUGGACCUUCAAUGCUGCAGAAUUGUUUUGGUACCCUUCACCAGAUCUGUGCCUCGACACAAUCCUGUCUUGGAGCUCUACGGACAAUUCCUUCAACCUCAUGGCUUGGUUUUUGCACUGUCAACUGUGUGACCUUAUAUAGGUGUGUGUGUGCCUUUCCAAAUCAUGUCCAAUCAAUUGAAUUUACCACAGGUGCACUCCAAUAGUUGUAGAAACAUCACAAAGAUGAUCAAUGGAAACCGGAUGCACCUGAGCUCAAUUUCGAGUCUCAUAGCAAAGGGUCUGAAUACUUAUGUAAAUAAGGUAUUUCUGUUUUAUUUUUAAUAAAUUAGCACACAUACCUGUUUUUGCUUUGUCGUUAUGGAUGUUGUGUGUAGAUUGAGGAUUUGUAUUUAUUUAAUCAAUUUUAGAAUAAGGCUGACUUAACAAAUUGUGGAAAAAGUGAAGGGGUCUGAAUACUUUCCGAAUGCACUGUAUGUUUUCAAAAUGCAAAGUGGUUGUGUGUGACGCUGAAGCCUGCCUACCGUAGGCCUAUAUGCACUUGAAUGGGAAGCAUGCUUAAAUUACCAGUUGAGAAAUAAAAAUAGUGGGUAUUUUUAAUUAUGGCCAUCAAAACCGUUUAACAGGCUAUUUGCAUUUAGAAGUGUUACGCAAUGAUUGGGCUUAUAAAAGCACAGCAACAAAUGAGCUGUAGCUGCUGCUCUCGCGCUGUCUGACAUAUUUUCCACUUAUAGGCUCUAUCUGUAUGCUGUGCGCAUGUAAUAAACAUAACAGUAACAAAUGUACAAGACAAUUUAAUUAUGCAAAUUAACCUAUAGACCGAUUUGUAUAUUUUUAUAAACAUGACUGGUCAAAUGUAUUUCCAUCAAUGAAUAGGCUAAAAAUCAUUAUUUUGCAAUGUGUUUUAUUUCCCUUUUUUUUUUUUGGCUGGCGCCAGUUUUUUGAAAAUGUUUUUUUUAUCGUCAGAAGCCGGUUAUUACCGGCAAACGGAAACCUUCACACACAGCUUUUUUGCUGACUCACUUUCAUUCUGUUCUCACUCACUUCCAUGGAAGAUAUUGUACACACCUCACCUAUCUUGUCCUCUCCUCCUCCAGAUCGUCACAGCCCUGGCCAUCGCAGGAACCCUGGAUUUCAACCCUGAGGUUGACUACCUCACGGCCGCCAACGGAGAGAAGUUCAAGCUGGAGCCUCCCAACGCAGACGAGCUGCCUAAGUUGGACUUUGACCCCGGUCAGAACACCUACCAGCACCCCCCUGCAGAGGGUGGAUCCAAGCUGAGGGUGGACGUCAGCCCCACCAGCACCCGGCUGCAGCUGCUGGAGCCCUUUGACAAGUGGGCCGGAGGAGAUCUGGAGGACCUGCAAGUCCUCAUCAAGGUCAGGGGUCAAAGGGGGGAAAAACUAGGGUCUGUUCAGGAGGGUGGAUCGUUACAGAACUUUCUGAUAUACAUUUAUUUUCAGUUAAACUUACUCUUCCUCCUUUCUCCCAAUCCACCAUUCUCUGUCUCUGUCCAUCCAGGUGAAGGGGAAGUGCACCACAGACCACAUCAGUGCUGCCGGCCCCUGGCUCAAGUUCCGUGGUCACCUUGACAACAUCUCUAACAACAUGCUGAUUGGAGCAGUCAACAUCGAGAACGACGGCGUCAACAAGAUCAAGAAUCAGCUGACGGGAGAGUACGGCGGUGUUCCUGACGUCGCCCGCCAUUACAAGGUAAGCACCCCGGAUGAUGAACCAUGACCCCUAGCUCAAACAUCCUCACUUGAGAUUAAAACCUGUACUUUUCGCUCAAAUUUCCCUUUUGAAAGUCUGUUGUGCGUGUCUCAGCUCUUUUAUAGAUUCAGAAUACCCAUAAACAUUUGGCCAUCAGUGUAGGAAAUGGCAAUGAGGGAAUUUAAGUUUCCCUGAUGUGGUUGGUGAUCUCUCCUCUCCCAGGCCAACGGUCUGUCAUGGGUGGUUGUGGGAGAUGACAACUACGGUGAGGGAUCCAGCAGAGAGCAUGCCGCCCUGGAGCCCAGACACCUGGGAGGAAGAUGCAUUAUCGUCAAGAGCUUCGCCAGGAUCCACGGUAACUUAAGCACAGGCCAAAAGGGAUAGUUUGUUGUGUAUGUGCGCACACCCGCAGAACAUUGCAUCUACAUUGCUUCCUUCCCCAACUUCGACGAUAUUCACCACUUUGAUCUCAAAAUAGACAAUCCAAGUGAAUCGUGUAGAUCCUAAUUGGGGGGGGGGCUCGUAUCGAAAUCAUUGACUGGAAAAUGUAUUGAACUUAUUAGAAAAGUAGUUAAAUUGCACAGUUUCUCCUAAUUCAUGAGAAGAAUGCAUCAGUGAUUCAUAUUUCCUGCAACUUUCUGAAGUAAUGCCUGUUUCCUUGCACCUAUGUUUGUGUAGCCAGUUGGCAUGCCUAAACAGGCAUUUCUAAAGGCUUUCCCAGAAAACCUUCCCAAUUAAAUGUUGACUGCAAAGUAGGCCUACCUGGCAGAAUGAUAUCAUGAUUUGUAUGAAUCAGGUGGGCAUUUGUUUUGCAAACUCUCUUCCCCAGACCUCAAGUUGUCUCCUGGUGUGGUGUAAGCAUUGUUGUGGACUUAGAACAUCCAACUUUGUUUUUCUAAAUGUUUGUUGUGAACUGGAGAAGAAAAUAAACCGAAUUGAAUGUGGAAACAACAAAGAUGAUAUAGUUCCCUAUGUCUUCCUGUCGGUGGAGACCAAUUAUCAUUUUGUGUCAUGAUAAACCGUAAGCGCUGACCAGAGCUCCCCCCCGGACACUUUUCUCUGUCUAUUGUGAUUGGGAAAGUUAGGAGUAUUGAGACUAAUUAAAUGUUAUGUACUUGUUGUUCUCUGAAAACCAGCAAAUAGAUUUUCUUGCACUUCACACUGCAUUUCUGUGUCUGUUUGGGGAGGGGGGGGAGUCACCUUUAUGGGUCCUCACCAGUUUGCAUCCCUGCAGCAACCCUUUUUUCCUUUCCUCUCUGCAGAGACCAAUCUGAAGAAACAGGGUAUGCUGCCCCUGACCUUCCAGAACCCUGCUGACUAUGACAAGAUCCGACCAGACGACAAGAUCUCCAUCAAAGGACUCGCAACCUUCGCCCCAGGAAAGGUGAGUGGCACUUACUCCAAUCUCUAGGCUUUAGUUCCAGCCCAUCAUGGUCACACCUGAUUUAACUAAUCAUGGUCUAAAUUGGACUGUCCAGGAUAUGAACCACCCAGCUCCAGUGUUUAGCCUUAAGGUUUGUUUCCAGGUAAGGUUCACCAUGUAUGUCUGUCUAACUGUGUGUGUGUGGCUGCCCCCUCCAGCCUUUGUAUGCAGUUGUGAAGCACAGUGACGGCACCAAAGAUGACUUCCAGCUGAACCACACCUUCAAUGAGACACAAAUCGAGUGGUUCCAGGCCGGCUCCGCCCUCAACAGGAUGAAGGAGCUCCAGUAGCUGGAGAGGGAGUAGGAGGAAGAGCUACGGAUACAGGGGGAGGGGUGGAGAGGACUGGGGACAUGGGGCAGGCAGAGAUGGGGCAGGUUUGUGUUUAAAGAUAUGGGAUAUGUCUCAAUCUUGAACGGCUUCCUUUCCUCCUCGCCUUAUGUUCGUUACCACUGAUCUGAAAGGUGAAAGUACAUUUAAUAUGACGAAUCUAUCCGCUCCAUUUAACCAAUCAGUGAUAAGUAGGGAAAGGAGCUGAGGAGAGGACCAUAUAAGAGUAUUGAGACAUGGCCGUGGUAAAGAAUAAAUGCCGCACCUUCCGGUCCAGUCCAAUCAUCAACCACUGCAUGUGUCAUCCACUGCCCUGCACUGUAGAGACGAGUCCAUCAAAACUUCUCAUAUUUAAGAUACACAUGUCAAACCUCGCAGCACAGACUGCAGGAGUGCAUAGACACAAAGACUGGUACUACUGUACAGUUUAAGGUAGGGUGAGCUGCUGUCGU
Messenger RNA from Coregonus sp. 'balchen', 10146 nucleotides. The record is from the annotation of a GenBank genome assembly. NCBI's taxonomy places the organism in Eukaryota, Metazoa, Chordata, Actinopteri, Salmoniformes, Salmonidae.